Messenger RNA from Cajanus cajan (pigeon pea), 1377 nucleotides. RefSeq names its product WAT1-related protein At4g08290. NCBI's taxonomy places the organism in Eukaryota, Viridiplantae, Streptophyta, Magnoliopsida, Fabales, Fabaceae. The record is from RefSeq and is a predicted model, not a curated record. Gene Ontology annotation, molecular function: transmembrane transporter activity. Gene Ontology annotation, cellular component: membrane.
UCUUAUUAAACAAUAGAAGCUAUAUAUAUAUAUAUAGAAUUUUCAUAUAUAUUGUGUCAAACACAUAUAGAAAUUAAUAAGAUGGGAGAAAUAUGUUAUAGUUGUUUUGGGAAGAACUUCACUAACGCAAAGCCUUACUUGUUAACGGUGGGACUACAGUUUGGAUUUGCCGGAGCAUACAUCUUCUCCGUCGCAAGUCUCAACCAUGGAAUGAACCGUUAUGUGUUCGUUGUCUAUCGCAAUGCCAUCGCUGCAUUGGCCCUCGCUCCUUUUGCUUUGAUUUUUGAGAGGAAAAUUAGGCCAAAGAUUACACUCCCUGUCUUCUUACAGAUAACGGCACUCGGAUUUGUGGAGCCAGUGAUCGACCAAGGGUUCACUUUCUUGGGGAUGCAAUAUACAUCGGCUUCAUUUGCAUCUGCCAUAAUGAAUGCCGUGCCCUCCGUCACUUUUGUGCUAGCCGUAAUUUUAAGGUUAGAGCGUGUAAAUGUUAAGGAGGUAAGAAGCCUAGCGAAGGUGAUUGGAACAUUGGUAACCUUUUCAGGCGCUUUAUUAAUGACACUUUACAAAGGCCCUCUAAUUAAACUCUUUUAUACUCCAAACGCAACCCACCACCAAGAUGGAAGUCACUCGCCUGAGGUUGUCAAACAUUGGGUCUCAGGGACUCUCUUUCUUCUCUUGGGUUGCGUCGCAUGGUCAUCUUUCUUCAUUUUACAGUCCAUAACAUUGAAAAGGUAUCCGGCAGAAUUCUCACUCUCUUCUUUGGUAUGCUUAUCGGGUGCUUUGCAAGCUAGUGUGGUGGCACUGGUCGCUACUCGUCACUCUGGCCUUGGGGCAUGGGCCUUAGGCUGGAACUUCAGGCUCUAUGGCCCUCUCUACACGGGAAUAGUUACGUCUGGAAUUACGUAUUAUGCGCAAGGGUUGGUAUUGCAAACGAGAGGCCCAGUAUUUUUAACAGCCUUCAAUCCCCUUUGCAUGAUCAUAACUUGUGCUUUAGGCUCCUUCCUUUUUGCAGACCAGCUUCACCUCGGCAGUAUCAUUGGAGCAAUCAUUAUCGCGCUAGGUCUAUACUCUGUGGUGUGGGGUAAAGGCAAAGACUAUUCAGACCCCAUGCCAUCAUCACCUACAUCCAUAACAAAGCAAAUGGAGACACAACAGUUGCCAAUUACCUCAUCUCAUAUCUAACACAAAUUUCCAAAGGAAUUCUCAAUAGUGUACUUUUUCUGCCUCUAAAAUCUGCAACUUAUGUAAGCUUACUUCAUGUUCAUGCUUUUGGUUUGCACGUUAUGAAGGGAUAGAGACAAAAGGCACACUGUCAUUGGCAUAUAUAUAUUUCAUUAAAAUAUAUACCAUCCAGAAUAAAUAAAUAAUUAUGUCUAA